Esox lucius (northern pike) is the source of this 4423-nucleotide messenger RNA. RefSeq names its product guanine nucleotide binding protein (G protein), alpha z polypeptide (gene gnaz). Gene Ontology annotation, cellular component: heterotrimeric G-protein complex. Gene Ontology annotation, biological process: adenylate cyclase-modulating G protein-coupled receptor signaling pathway. NCBI's taxonomy places the organism in Eukaryota, Metazoa, Chordata, Actinopteri, Esociformes, Esocidae. The transcript is spliced from 3 exons. Bases 1726 to 2793 code for a protein of 355 amino acids. The record is from RefSeq and is a predicted model, not a curated record. Gene Ontology annotation, molecular function: G protein-coupled receptor binding; GTP binding; G-protein beta/gamma-subunit complex binding.
CAUCAAGACCUGAUGUUUGAUUUAAGCAAUGCCUUAAUUUUUUUGAGCAGUUUAUAUCACAAAAUACAAUGUUCCUUUACUAAGCUAGCUAGCUAGAGUAGUAACAUUAUCAGAAUGAACACAUUUUAUUGAAGCAUUAACUAUCUUGUUCUGCCCAGGGUCAGUAUAAUAUCUAUCGUCAGCUUAGCUGCACUAUAUGCUCUUCCAUCACACAUCAAUGUUACACUCUUGUGCUUGGGUGAACAAGACAAGUGGUUGAAGGUGAUGUGGAUGAUGACUGGAUGGUAGACGAAGCCUAUCAAGCCAAUGCCCUAGGAAUUUCUUAAAUGUACUCUUGAAAGCCAAGUUUGAUUUAGAGUUAAGCCCGACAAGUCAUACAUUUAGGUGGAAAUAUCUGGGAAGAGAAAUGGAAUGAUCCAAACCUACACGGCCCUGUGUAUCACUGUCAGUAGGGCGUGGCACUUUCAUCACCAGGGUUUGGGGUUUUGGUCCCAUGGGGUUCAGUACCAAACAUGUAUGCACUCACUACUUACUGUACUAGCUAUGAAUAAUGGCAUCUGCUAAAAGAUGGAAAAGGAAUGUGAAUUUCUAUGUGAGUGUACACAUUGUGCAAAUAAUCCUGAAUCACUCAUUGUUAAGCCUACUUCUAAACAAAAUACCUUUUGGCAUUAAGUCUAAUAAGAUAAGGGUGCAAUGUUGUUUGGUUCAUUGUUGGAACAGUUCAUGGGGAAUAUCUCAGAAUAUACUCAGAAUAUACUCUGAAUAAUUUGGUAGAGAACAUUUUUUAAACAUUACCUUAAAACACCAACUGGAGAUGUCUUCUGGUCGUUUAUGCUUGUAUCUAUGCAAAUAGUACAGGAAAAAAAUGUAAUAUGGCCCCUUUAACCACUGACUUCCCUUGUUUUGUGGCUGAAGCCGAUGCCGAGUUGUGCAAUUUGCCUAGUUGACAAAACAUUUGUUAAAUAAAAGUACUGUAUAUAUUGAAGGACCUGCCUGAAGGACAGCAGUUUCACAAGUCAAACGUUAGUACAGAAAACGGAGGCCUUCGGUUGCCUGAGACGCACCAGGAGAAAACAGAGCAGAAUAUAACCCAGAGAGAGGGCAGACGACUCACGCAGGACUGACGUGGAGGAUUGGGGUCACAGCGAUUGGGAGAAGCGACGCGAGAGCCAUGAGGGAGGAAGGUGGGGAGGACUGGCUGCAUUUACCCAUCAUCCCCGGAAACCAUCUCCACUAAUACGUCGGUCCCCAUUCCUCCUCUGCAAGCUUCCUCACGGGGUUGACCACUGAUAUGACCCCCGGCCCUUCUGGCAACAGGAAGUCCAGCUCCAGGCUCUGUGUUGGUGUCCCACCAUAUCCUGGUAGAGCCCUGCCCCAACGCCAGUCCUAAAGCUUGGGAUAAACCGACAGAAGACCAACGGACAGCUUCUGGAACACCAGAAGAAUGAAAUAUUCCUGAGUCAAUCCUGCUUUGUGGUUCUCAUUUCUUUCUGUGUGCUCUGAGUAGAAAGUGAGGCUCUCUCUUCCCAUCAAGCCCUUGUGGCCGUAAAGAUUCAGACAUUAUCCUAUAUCCCUGCACGGACAUUCAUCCUUCUCUUCGUUCGCAGAGCCUCUUAUCUCUGCUCCUUUGGCCGGUUUGACCCCAAACAUCCCUUUUCGCCGAACGGCACGUUCUCUUCUGCGAUCACCACGUUUUCCUCAGUGUUCGCCGCGUGGCAGACGACCAUGGGUUGCCGGCAGAGUUCGGAGGAGAAGGAGGCAGCUCGGCGCUCCCGGCGUAUCGACCGCCACUUGCGCUCCGAAAGCCAGCGGCAGCGCCGUGAGAUCAAGCUGCUCCUGCUGGGUACCAGCAACUCUGGCAAGAGCACCAUUGUCAAGCAGAUGAAGAUCAUCCACAGCGGAGGCUUCAAUCUGGACGCCUGCAAGGAAUACAAGCCCCUCAUCCUUUACAAUGCCAUCGACUCACUCACGCGCAUCAUCAGAGCCCUUGCCGCGCUCAAGAUCGAUUUCCACAACCCGGACCGGGCCUAUGACGCCGUGCAGCUCUUCGCCCUGACCGGGCCGGCCGAGAGCAAAGGGGAGAUCACGGCAGAACUGCAGGGGGUCAUGAAGCGCCUAUGGGCCGACUCUGGGGUGCAGGAGUGCUUCUGCCGCUCCAACGAGUACCACCUGGAGGACAACACGGCCUACUACCUGAACGACCUGGACCGCAUCUCCUCCGCUGACUACAUCCCCACCGUGGAGGACAUCCUCCGCUCCCGCGACAUGACCACGGGCAUCGUGGAGAACAAGUUCACCUUCAAGGAGCUCACCUUCAAGAUGGUGGACGUGGGGGGGCAGCGCUCGGAGAGGAAGAAGUGGAUCCACUGCUUCGAGGGCGUGACCGCCAUCAUUUUCUGCGUGGAGCUAAGUGGCUAUGACCUCAAGCUCUACGAGGACAAUCAGACGAGUCGUAUGGCGGAGAGCCUGCGUCUUUUUGACUCCAUCUGCAACAACAACUGGUUCACCAACACCUCCCUCAUCCUCUUUCUCAAUAAGAAGGACCUGUUGGCUGAGAAGAUCAAGCGCAUUCCGCUGACCGUGUGCUUCGCCGACUACAGAGGUCAGAACACCUAUGAGGAGGCGGCAGUCUAUGUGCAGCGGCAGUUCGAGGACCUGAACCGCAACAAGGAGACCAAGGAGAUCUACUCACACUUCACCUGCGCCACAGACACCAGCAACAUCCAGUUUGUGUUUGACGCCGUCACGGACGUGAUCAUCCAGAACAAUCUCAAGUACAUCGGGCUGUGCUAGGACUGGGGGUAGGGUGGGGAGGGGAGAACGGGCUGCGCGGCAGCAGAAGACCGGUUCGUUACCAGGCCCGGUAUACCCAAGACCCGCCUGUCUGUCUCUUUCAAGAGGGGAAGGAAGGUGAAGACUACAAGGCGGAGUGAGGGCUUUUGGGAUUGUUAGGGACCGGCUAUAGGUUCAACUGAUCUGCUUCAAAUAUUAAAGUUGAGGGUCAAAGGUCGAGAUGGGAUUUCCCCAAGGUCAGCAUAAAUGUGUUUGCACUGAAUAUAUGAGUAUGUAGAGACACACACAAACACGCAUACCCACACAUUCUUAUGUUUGCUCACACACAAGAACUUGGGAUCAACUGUCAAGCACUUGUUUGACAUGGAAACACUGGAAAACGAAGACGGCUACCCCAAACCCUCUGCCUGCCAAACCUGGGAUUGAGCAGGAGUUCUUUACUGGCAGUUUCAAAAUUAAGUUUGUCUUUUUGGGUUGUUUGAUUUGCCUGAGUCAAUUAAUGCUGCUUUAUGAGAAGAAUUAAAACAAGUCAAGUUGGUUUACCUGGGUGGUUAUAGGGAGAUAAUUAGUCACACGGGGGUCCUGGGAAGUGCUUUGGAGGACAGGACUUAUGUUACAGGGUUUCCGUCCAAUGAAGAAAACUGCCACAUUCAAAAGCUGAAGAUAAGGGUCUUUUUCUACAAACACUGUAUCUAUUUUUUUUAGGGCUGAAUAGCUCUUAAAGAUUAUCUGUUUGUUAUUUCUUUUCUUAUUAUUAUUUUUCUUCUUUUAAAUUUUUUUGAUUUUUAAAAUGAGUGUGUUUGUGAAACCUGACUUUUAUAGCAGGUCUCUGACACCAGGAGUGUUACACUCUAUAGUCCAUAGAUUCCAAUUCCAUUAAAACAGUGCCAAUUUUAGUGUAAAUAAAAACAGAUCCCAUCAAUAAUGUUACCUUUUUGGUUUUUAUUGAUAGAAACAUUUAAACAUGCAUGAUUUUGUUACUUUGGGAUAUUGAUACAUUCUUUCUUUUUUUCUGUUCUUUUAGAUUUAACUAAUAUAUUUCCCAAAAUAUAUAGAAAAGUCAAACACUGUGUACAAUUGUACAGCUGUUGUCUAAGAGGAAUUUAUUGAAAGAUUUCUAUAAAUUGAGAUUAUGACAAAGAUGAUGAUAAUGAUGACAAAGGUGGUGGUGAUGAUGAUGACACCAAUGACAAGCUCUUUGCAAACCCAACAUGAAAAUAUAAAGUGGGUCGGGGGAGGAUUAUAGGAAAUAAAAGUUUGAAGGCCGCAAAAAACAAUAUGAGAAGAAAAAAAAAUGAGUUUAAUCCUCCUUUCUUUAUCUACGUGGAAAUUGUUAUAAAGUGGGUAUGAUGUGUAAAUAUACUGUACGGUUCACUCUUUGUUCAAACAAAUAAUGAAUAAAUGGUUGAGUUGGAAUACUGCUAGUGAAAGAGAGAGAGGAAGAGAAAGGAAGCCCUAUUCUACUUCUCUUUUCCAAACCUCGCCUUUUCAGAGAAAGAGGAUGAUGUGCAAACAGCUUAACUAAGGACUUUACUUGACAGGAUGUUCACUUCAACAAAAAACUACCAAUUUAGCAGAACUAUAAAAAGAACAGUAAUAACAAAUAAAAAUAAUUAUGCAAAUUCUGGUU